Molecule: messenger RNA, 7657 nt
Organism: Corticium candelabrum
Lineage: Eukaryota; Metazoa; Porifera; Homoscleromorpha; Homosclerophorida; Plakinidae
Exons: 19
Coding region: 82-7545 (2487 amino acids)
Molecular function (GO): protein binding
Source: RefSeq, a predicted model, not a curated record
ACUAGGGACUGCAACCUGACGUCAACACUUCGUCAGUUUUAUUCUAAUUCGGAGCUGUUCGGAAGAAGAUUGAAACGAAGAAUGAGUGACGACAAAUUAGUUCGUGACGUCACUGAAGAAGAUGCUGUUACACAGUGCAAGCAGGUGUGUGAUGUUUUAAAGAGUGGCUUGUUUUCAUCGACAACAGUACACUGGCUGAUAAAAUUGGAAACUAAGCACAAUUUUUUUGGUGAUUGUCGACGGAAUGACAUCUGUAUUGUGUAUGACUCAAGGACUGCUGCCAAGUUUAGUAUUGCUUUGGUGAGGGCUUUGGAGAAUUGUGGCAUGAAAGUGAACACAGUUGACCUUGAGAAGCUGAACAUUGACAAGGAGCAGUCAUCAGUUUUGAAACAACAACAAGAAGGCGCUUGGAUUACUCUAUUUAUUGUGAGUUUGCACAUGCUGACUACGUUUUGGAACAGAGUGCAACUAUCAGUUAGGCAACUGAUGGUCUCUGAUCAUCACAUUAUACUUGCGUUAUGGUACAACAUUGAAAAGCAGACAGGUGCUCAGUAUGCUCGUGAGCUAGCUCAGUUGCCUGAUUGGGAAGGAAGCAACAGUGACGACACAGAUUUUCUAAGUCAAUGUCUCUUUGAAAUGCUGAAACGAAAGCUAUCUGAAAAAUCUACCUUGUUUGUUCCAGUUAGGCGGUCACAGCCAGAUACUGUUCAAAGAAGAGCUUCUUGGAGAAAGCAUCGCUCAUACUUUAGACGUGUCAAGAUAUUAGAUAUUCUACAAACUACUUUUUUCCAGCAAUCGCCUCCAUCAAAUGUUGUUCCUGUGGUGCUGAAUGGUGCUAGUGGUUUUGGGAAGGGUGCAAUAGCAGAAGAUUUUAUACAUCAAUAUCAUUCUUAUUAUUCAAAUGUUUUCUUUCUUGAUGGGUCAAGUGCAAUGACAUGGCAUCUUUCAGUGUUGCUUCUAUGUGAAGUGUUGGGCUUUAAUGCUAGAAGGUAUCAUCGACAUGAGCAUGAACAGAUUUUGCUACAAGAGUUGUCAAAGUCCAGACCACUCCUUAUCUUGUGUGAUAACUUGACUGAGUCAUGUAUUGACUUGUUGACGAAGCUCAUUCAGAACUUGAAAGCUGCUGGAAACCCAGUUCACAUUAUAAUCACAACACGUCUAAAGGCAGUAAACACAAUUGACCACUACUCAGUUGCUGUUCCAAAACUAGCAGCCAGUGAAGUGGAGUCACUGUUUAGCUUGCAUGGGCAAUCUCGAGGUGCUGGUCCUUCAAAUAGUGUUCCUGGCAGUAGUAGCACUAGCCAAUUAGAUGUUUUAGAUGGCAACCCAGCGGCAUGCAACCUUGCGAGAGACUAUUUGGCAAAAACAAAAGCUGGUAUUUGGGCCCUUAAACCUCAGUAUCAUGGGAUAUGGGCUGAGCUGUUUUUUCUCUAUGGCAAAGACAAAUUCAGUCAUUGGUUGGAGAAAAACAAUAUUACUGACUUACGUGAAACCUUACAAUUUCAUGGUAUCAACUCUGUUGAUAAUGUGCUGAAAGUUGACCCAUCAUUUGUCAAUUUUUCAGAAGAAAACAAGAGUAGGUUUCUAAAUGCUAAAACUAGUCUUCAGUCAGAGCUGAAUUACGAGCGGUUGCAAGUUAUGGUGCAUCUGAACUUAAAUGCUGCAUCUAGGAUGGCCAAUAGCAUAAUGAAUAUGCUCUCAACCAUUGGUCACUAUUGGUUGCCUAUUGAGUUAUUGAUUAGAGCAUGGCAAAAACUGUAUAAAGAACAAACAGAUCAGAAUGCAUUGAAGAACGUGUUGCAGUUGGAAAGCUUAGGUCUGGUUCAGUUAGAAAGACAUCAUGAUGCUAUUAGAGCUAUUCGAGUUCCACAAUCGUACCAGGAGGCAGUCUUGCAUCGUUUCCAGACAGAAAAGCAGGCAAGUUACAAGAAAAAUGUCCAGUGUUUGGCCUUUGUUAUUUCUAGGGAGCUGAAUGUGAGCCAGCCUUGGGAUUUUGAGAAUGAUAAUGCACAGCUUCUUUUCCAUGCUUAUGUUCUUGCACGUCAUUGUGUCACUUCAUCUCUGUUUACUGUGUCAGCUCGAAAUCUUAUAGCAAUGGCUCGUGAAAUGUGUUUCAUGUUUGGUCUCAGCACUGAGGCAAGACAAAUGAGUGACCAUUUGCUAAAAAUGGAGCAGCUGGUGCCAGAGAACCACUUUGCUGUUGCAUAUGAACAGAUUCGUAUAGACGUUGCUAAUUUAGACAUAUUCAAUAUAUAUUUCACAGAUCAAUUGAUAGUGGACAUUCUUCAUACUGUCGGCAAUAGACUUUUUACCUGGGGCCAACACAGAUUGGCAGCUGUUGUAUUGGACUGCCAGGUUUUCAUAAUGAGUAGAUGCCCAGAGAAGUUUGAACAAUAUCCUGAUACUCAUGCACAUUUGGGAGAGGCACUACUUAUGACAGGACAAACUCAAGGUGCUGUUGAGAAUUUGGCUAAAGCAGCUGAUACAUCUUUUGCUGAUGAUACUGUUAAAAGGAAGUGUACAGUGACAUCUUUGGCUUCUGCUUUGGAAGCAGCUGGAGACUAUGCAGAAGCAAAGAAAUGCUAUCAGCAACUGCUUGAUCUGGUUGGUAGUAGUUCUGAUGAGCAAGUAAAGGUUCUUUUUCGACUUGGAGAAGUUUCAAAUAAAGCUGGUCAUGCUUUGGAUGCUUUUGGCUUUUUUAGUCGUUUACUGUCAGCAGAAAACAAGCUGAAAUUGACAAAGCGAAUGAAAUUACAUGCCCAAGAAGGUCUAGGGUUAGCUUUAAGAAAAAACAAUGACCUACAAGAGUCACUGAGCUCUUACCAGAGUCUCUUUGCAAUGGCUCGAGAGGAAGGAGAAGUAGAGUUCCAAAUAAAGUCAUUGGCUGGACAAGCAGAUGUAUACACUGCUGCUCGCAUGUUUGAUAGUGCUGUACGAAUCUAUCAGCAAGCGCUGAAUUUAAGUGAUGCUAAGUUUCCCAAUCAUAAGGAUCGAGCUAGCAUCAUGAAUCAAUUAGGCAAUUGUCAGAAGAGUCGUGGUCAGUUGGUAGCAGCCAAAGAAGUAUUUGAAAACUGUGUUUCCCUUUGCGCUCACCUUGGUGAAAAGAGGCCUCAAGCUGUAGCUCUUGGAAGUCUAGGUGCUAUUCAUCAGCAAAUGAAUGACCUGAAAGUUGCACUCAAAUACCAUAUUUUACAUUUGAAAUUAGCAGAAGAGCUUAAAGAUGAACAGAUGAUUGUUGCAGCCAAUGGAUGCAUUGGUAACUGUUAUACUAAUCUCAAAAAUUAUGAAGAGGCUAUCAAGUAUUUGCAUGUGGCAGUAGAAAAGGCGGAAAAGAUAAAGGACUCAACUGAAAUUGGUCGUACUUACUCUAAUCUUGGUAAUGUUUACCAACUGAGCAAACAGUAUGAACAAGCUAAACAGUAUUUUGAACGAUCAUUGGAUAUAGCAAUUCAAAUUGGUGACACUGUUGGGGAGGCUCGUGCCAGAGGUAAUCUUGGCAAUGCACUACAGAGUCUUGGUGAAUACAAGAAGGCUGUUCAAUUAUAUGAGGAUACUAUUCGUUUGAGUUCCUUGUCUGGUGUGAAUGAUAAAAUGAGCGAAGGUAAUGCUUGUCACAACAAAGGCUGUGCUCUGGAAGGGCUUAAGAAGCUGCCCCAGGCAAGACAGAGUUUUGAGAAAGCUAUAACUGUUUUUGAAGAAUUGUAUAAACAGUCUAGUUCUCGUGAAACAUUUAGACCAAUGUAUCUUCAGUUGACUUCAAAGUCUUUCAGACGCUUGCAAUAUGUGUUUGCUAAGCUAAAUAUGCCUCUUCAUGCUUUGGAGAUAUCAGAGAGAAGUCGUUCUCGAGCAAUGAUUGAUAUAGUAAAAACACGUACAAGACAGGUAGAUGCAUCAUCACCUGAUGUUCAGUUUGACCAAAUCACAAGUGAUGACAUUCUGAAGAUCGUAAAAUUACAAACUGCUGCUGUUAUUCUUUAUUCUAUCUGCCGCAAUGAUAUGCAUAUAUGGAUUAUUGAUCCAGCGUCAGGACGAAUUCAAUUUGCAUGUCAACAAAUAGCUGAUGAUCCUCGAAGUGAAUCUCAUCUAGAAAAGGCUAUCAAGGAAGCAACGAAUGAAAUUACUGUUUAUGAAAAUCUGCAUAAAUUACCUAGUAAUGAUGUUUGUAAUGAAUCAUGUCUAGAAAAACUUUAUGAAUGGUUAGUAAAGCCGAUUGAACAGUGGCUACCAACUCGAAAUCCUGAGUUAGUCAUUAUUCCUGCAAGCUAUAUUGCUAUGGUACCUUUUGGUGCCUUAAAGGGACCUGACAAUAAAUACCUUUCACAAAAAUACCGAAUUCGAAGCGUGCCAUCCGUAAUGAGUUUACAUUCAACAGAUCUUUUCCACAAUUUUGGUGAGUCAGUUUGUAAAGCUCUUGUAGUGGGCAAUCCAGAUAUUCCAGCAAUUGCAGUUCAAGGUCAAAGUGAACCAUGGAAACCUGUUAAAUUGCCACAUGCUCAACGUGAGGCAGUGGAUGUUGCUCGCCUUUUUAAUGCCACAGCUUUGUGUCAAAAGAGAGCAACCAAACGACGAGUUCUUAGGGACUUGGUGGAUGCAGAUGUUGUUCAUAUUGCAACUCAUGGGAAUCAAGGAAUGACAAGUUUAGCUUUUUCACUGGAUGAUGAUGAUCAAGCAGAUGUGUCAAGUGGUAAAGGUGUUAAUCCUAAUUUGUGUCUACUGUCUUGCCAAGAGGUAGAGAAUCUUCAUUUGAAGGCAAAACUUGUUGUUCUGAGCUCAUGCAGCAGUGCUCGUGGACAAACGGGCGAUAGUGUAAUGGGCCUAGCUCGUGCUUUUCUGAUUGCUGGUGCAAAGGCAGUAAUUGUAACUCUUUGGCGUGUACCAGACAAGGCUACUGAACAUCUAAUGCGGUUUCUCUAUCGUAACAUGCAAAGAGGCUCACCUGUGGCUUAUUCGUUGCAGCAGGCUAUGCAUCAACUGAGGUGCUUAGAGCAGUUUUCUCAUCCUCAGCAUUGGUCAGCCUUCCAAGUUGUUGGCAGUGAUGUGCUUGUGGACUUUCCAUCACCAUAUGAAAUUCCUUGUGUUGCUGAAUGUGCUUAUUUCAGUGGCAUGGAGAAGUCUCUUAAUGCAUUGGGAGAGUGGACAAGAAAAGAACAAUCUGGUCUAAAAGUUAUGUGUGUUCAAGGUGCUGACGGCAUUGGUAAGACAUCACUUGUAGCAGAAUAUAUCAAAUUAUAUCAGACCACAUUUUCUUCAAUCUUCUGGAUUCAAGGGCACAGUUCAAUUGCGUUGGUGUCUGGGAUGUGGAAGCUGGCAACUCUUGGUGGGUCUGCUUUCACAAAUGAAGACAUGGUGCAGAAAGCUCAUGCUUAUCUUCACUCUUUGGAAGAUUGGCUCAUAGUCUUCAAUGGAACAGAUUUCUCUACUGUUUCUCCAUACUUGCCACCACUCUCUCAACGGGGGAAUGUAAUCGUUGUUUCAAAAUUGCCUUUUGAGAGUUAUCGCUGGAAAAGUCAAUGUAGUGUGGUUCAGUUAGAGCUGCUUUUGCUAGAUGAUACUAUUGACUCACUGCUACGUCGAACAGGUACAACUGUGAAGGCAACAAAUAUAACUACUGAAGAUCAACGUGCACUGAAGGAACUUGUUGGCAGUCAUUGCCAGCUGGCUUACCCAUUGAGCUUGGAUUUGGCAGCAGCAUAUAUGAAGAAACAUCAUGAGUCGUUUGCAAACUUUCAGAAAAUUUUUGAUCUUAAAAAAAAAAAGGUCAAAGAAGUAGCAUGCACUACUCUACAUCAUGAUAAUUAUAGUAACACUUCUGAUCAAGAGUGUAACUCAGGGAGUUCAGUAUUGUCUGAUGCUGAAGGAUCAAGCAUGUCUCACGAUUGCUUUUCAUUUUCUAAGGCUUUUCCAGGUAGCACUGCAAAGACAGCUGUUUAUAGCCUUGUACAAAUGAUAAUGGAAAGUGUCUCAACUGGGACCCGUUGUGUUUUGUAUUGCUGCUGUUUUGUGGAUUGCAAGUCAAUUCCAAUUUGUCUCAUUACAGAUAUGGCAAUGAAGAUGGGUGAGGUGUACUUGAAUGAGCUCUCUGACAGUAGUGAUGAAGUACUUACACAACAGAAUGUGGGACGUUUUAUAGCUGAGGCAUACUCUACCUCUUUCUUGAAGAAACAUAAGCACACAAUUGUUGUGAAGCAUCAACACUUUAACAUUCAAGUAAAUGAAGUGGGUCAGGAAGUUGUAUCUUUACAUCCAUUUGUUCAGGAGUGUUUGUGGGAUUACAUUCCUGACAACAUUUAUUCUUCCAUUGUUUACAGCUGUGCUUCAGCUUUGGCAGACAAUUUGUCUAUGACUGAUGAUUCUAUACCAGUUGAUCUUUUAGUUUCACAUAGUCUCAAUUUUUGCACCAAGUUUGUGCAAAAGGGUCAUUGCUAUUUAUCUGUGAAUGCAAUUAAGGCUUGUCGUCAGGUUGUAGAUGGUGUAAGAAACAUUUUGUUGAAGAAGCAAGAAUUUACUGAGGCAUUCCAGCAUUUUAUAGAUUUGUUUACUGACAUUGCAACUGUUCUCAAGUAUGACUCUGAAGACAGAGCUCUGCUAGACAGAUUUUGUAGGAUUGUAGAAGGCAGUCCCAUGUUUCCUGGCUCUGACACAGGAAACUGUCAGCAGCACUUGUUCAAUGAUGUGGCUGUGUUUGAAGAAACUCACUGCAUAGUUUUAUCUUCACGUUGCAAAGCCAAGGGAAAACAGCUGUGUGGUGUGGAUAAGUUGGUUGAAGAGGCUGAGCAUUUGUUUCAACUUGAUCAGGCGUUUGACCAAGGCAGUACUUUACUUCAUCAGUACACUGACCAGAAUAUUCUAAAUAUUACUAAGGAUCUUUUGCUGGCAUUAAAAAGUAUUCAUGAUGAGAGAGACACUGGAAAGCUCCUUGGAACACGUGUGACUGGUGACCGUGUUCUCAUUAACAAAUAUGACAAGUCUGCUUGGUUGAUCACUACAGAAUCUGAUACUAUUCAAUUUCAGAACAUUACAUGGGAAGGAGAAUAUGAUGAUGACGACGAUAAACAGGCUUUUGCUAUAGGUGUACCUAAAAAUCUGGCUGCACCCUCAAAAUUGGGCAAUUCUUAUUCUAUGCAGGCGAUACCUGAGACAUUUCAGUUUGUUGAAUCAGACAAUGAUAAAAGUGGACUAACAACUUCACACAACACUAAGCAAUUUCAUCAAGAUGCAUUUAGUACUAUUGGAAGAGAGUGGGUGGUCAUACAGAAAGAACCUACUAUAUCUUCUCCUGAAGACUCACGACUUCGCCAAUUGAGAUCACUUGGUUUGUUGAUUUUAAAGAUGGUUUUGACGAUUCGCUGCUAUUCAACAAACAUUACUAUUACAAUGGUCCCUUCACCUGACGUCUUAUCAAAGUUUUUGAAUGAUGAAAACUCGGUUAAUCCUACUUUGUCCAGAAUCAUUCAAAAGUGUUUACUUGAUGCGCAUUAUGUAGAUCAAAUCCUUGCUUGCAUAGAUGAUAGUGCAGCACAGCUUCGUGAUUUGGUCUACUUAUAGGUGACUACCACGUGAUAUAGUAUACAUUUAUCUAGUUAAUAUUAUAGUAAUCUAGACAUAUACUAUAUAUAUGUACUGUAUUGAGCUGUCUGUAUACUAUAUAUAUAUAUGU